CCCACUCUGUGUGUGUGAGUGAGUGUGUCAGUGUGUGUGUACUGUGUGUGUGUGUGUGUGUGGUGUUUAAACAUGUCAAUCGAUUAGGUGUUUAGGUUGGAGAGUGAAGUCUGUACGUUUUCAGUAACGGCGUUUUUGCUGGUUUGUUCGGUGCGCGAGCCCGUGUCGCUCGCGCGUACGGAUUAACAGUACCUCAGUGUCAGUUAGCGGAGUUAGCUUAGCUAUACGGAGAGCGAUAAAACACGGUUUGCAGAGCUGCAGGAAUCAUGGGAGCUGUGUUCCUGUCAGCGGAUGCAGCGCAUGUCGUGCUGAGGAGGCUCCCGAGGGCCAACGCCUUCCUGGAGGAGAUGAAACAGGGAAACAUCCAGCGUGAGUGCAGGGAGGAGAUCUGUAACUACGAGGAGGCACGAGAGGCUUUCGAGAACAACGAGAAGACGCGGCGAUUCUGGGAGGAGUAUCAGCGGGAGAGCAGCCCCACGCCCGGAGGAUUUCAGUCCAUAGUGGGUGGAGGCAACUCCCUGUACCUUGUCUUGCCCCUACUGCUGCUGCUGCUGCUUGUCGCCGCCGUCUCAAUCACCGUGUGGAGGUGCCACGUGCGCAAAAGAUCCCAGCGCAGCCCCGCUAUCGGACAGAGAGACUCCGCCCUUGCCGUCGUUUCCUUGGAUCAGUGGGGGCAGAGCUACCAGCCUGACCCUGUUUACUCGGGUGAUGACAUCACACCUGGGCAGAUGAGCCUUGCGGAUCCUCCUCCGUCUUACGAGGAAGCCGUGGGUCACAUGGACGUCCACGUCGUGGCGGAACCUCCACCCCAGUACGAUGACAUCAUGAGAGAUUAUGUGAGCAACGCUGUGAUUGGGCAGGCCAAGUGAAUCACAUUUAAAUCACAACACACCCUCAUUUUUGAGGUUUACUCAACGCAGAUUGUAGCGAAAGACUAAAUGUACUGUAUCUCACCUGUUUACUGCUGAAAGAGACCUUUUAUUACAUCUAAUACCAGCACACACCAGUAAGUACGCUUUUAAUAAGUACGCUCAAGUUCGAACAGAGAAGGAAAAAAUUAAAUAAAAUUUAAAUACAGAAAUGUACCAUAUAAUCAGGUUUACAUAAAAUAUAUAUCUGUAUAAGAUGCAACUCACAGACAUAAUUAUCUAGUGCAGAACAGGAUUAAUUUUUUGGGGGGUAAAAAAUAUUCAGGGCAAAGAUAUGCCGAUAAAAUUUUUUCCUGUAUCUAACAAUAAUAAGAAACAAUAAUAAACAAGCAAGAGUGGCGUCCUAUACUGUAGAAAGAGAUAAAUCCAAAUUCUGUAAAAGUAAACUGUGACGAAGAAAACAAACUGGUUUUGUUGCUCAAGAAUGAUCACGAUCAGUGACGUGUAUCAUGCAGUUCAUAAGAAGUGUAAAAUGCUACAGCUUGCCCAGCGCCGCGGCUGCCGCAGUAGUGAUUUAUCUGAGUGAGCUGCCUUACUAUCUUCCCUCAUCAGGUUUCACUGCCGAUGGGCCUGGAACCCUGAAAUUAAGCCAAACUGUCUGAGUCACAGGAUUGAAAAAAGCACGCUUUUCUCUUUUUUUCCUGAUAUUCCAGCUCAUUACAUUAGUGCAACAGUAGCACCAUGAUCCGAUAGCUGUAACUCAGAGAGUGUGCGCUCUAUCUAACACACCCAAUCAAUAGGAAACGAGUGUUUUUGGGAAGAGUAAGCACUAAUCUGUGCAAUGCUGCAGCCAAGCCAACAUGAUGCUAGCAUUUUAGCGCCGUUCACACCAGCAAAUAGUGACGGUCUGUUUUCCAUGUGCUCGCGACUGUGAAAUCCAAACCCGAGAACAUUUUAUGCAAAUAACUCACAAAAGCGCCAGAGCGAUGAUGCGACUGAGCCGGUUUUCAGACCGAUCAUGUCUCUGAUUAAUUGUUGUGUUAGACAACUCAUCAGCUCGCUUCCUCUUAUACUACAAGAAUUUGUCUGUAAACACAUUUUUACAUUUUUUUUCUUCAUGUAUAAGGUUUUUACCCAUUAUACGGUUUUACGUAUAAAUGUGAUAUUGAUUUUGUAGCAGAAAUGCAAAAUAGGGCUCAGUGAGAAAAUAAAAGAAAGUUUUUUGUGAGGGAACGAGUUUAACGCAACUGUAAAUAGAUAAAAAGGUACGUCAUGUUUGUACAUUAAAUAGUCGGCGCAUUACUGCGGUGUAAGAGGAAUAAGACCGUUCAGGACGCGCUGUUCUACAGGAACGUAUACUGAGAUUAAACCACACUAAAACGGAGGGUUAGUUAAUGUAGCUAGGAAACAACAACAUAUUAUUUACAGUAUUGUAAUCCAUGAAAAUACUCAGCGUCUUUAAAUACGGACAGAUUUGCAGAUUGUAACCUGAUCUUUGUGGAUGUUUGUGAAACAUCAGAUCAAAUGUUAAUUACCUUACGUUAAUUUUACGUAGUCUUUUUAAAAAAAAGAAAAACAAUUUAUUAUUGUGAAUCAGGCUAAAAUGUUUCACCGUUCAUUUUUUUUUGUGAAUUUGCAACGUUCGAUAGGACCUUUGACUAAAGCGGACAAUUUGCUAUGCACUAUUUUUGUAUUAUUUACAGUAUUUUUUCCACAAAGUGAAUUUAUUAAAAAUAAAUCUUUAGGAAGUGAAUUCAGGUAAAUAACACAAGACUGUAAGAACUCUGUUUAGGACACAAACAUCAUACAGCAGCACACUUUUUGUGUUUUUUGUUUUUUUUUGCCUUUAAUUUUGUUAAAACGUUGCGUUGCUGGAUUUCACUAACACUGUUUUUGAACUUCUGAUGUAGAUAAGUGAGUUGUUGCACACUUUGGAGUUGUGGGUGUGUGUGUGGAGUGUUUAAGAUUUUUUUUUAUAUAUAUAUAUUUUAUUAAAUACAGAUGUUAACAUCUCUCUGGGGAAAAUGAGGAUUUAAAUUUUUUAAGUUUUGGAUUUUUAUUUUCUUUUUUCUUUUAUGUUCAGAUAUAGCCAUAUUCGGACGCCUUUCUCAAAAUGUCCAAAUGUUUACGUCGUGUUUACAAUUUAAGGAAUUGCUCAGUUUGAAUACAUUUAGUUUUAGAAUUUAGUUUUUACCCCUAAGCGCAGUCCAUGAGCCAAGACAUUUCUCCAAAAUAUUUACUGAGAAGGUCAUAGGUGACUUUCAUUAUGUUAGCUACGUUAGCCUUAUAGCUCUAGUGCCAAAUUAAAAAAGCAAAUUUUUUCCCAGACUGAAUGUUAAAUAAGUACAUAAAAAUUAACCUAUAGGUGACUCAAAAAAGGAAAACUCCACCCUGAUUGAAUCUUUUUGGUUGAAGUUUUGAAGUUUUUUUGUUUGCUUGCCUGAUUUUGCUGCAGUGGAAUUAAUGCUGCAUUCAUGACUACAUUCCCAUUCGGAAAUUCACUAAUGUGAAAGAGCAGGUCGAUCAAAACGCCACACAGAAACCAAAUUAACAUUUCAAGCAUUUGUUAAAUGUUUUGUUAAAGAUUUUCAGUGUGUUUUUGUUUGUUUUUCCUAAGGAUCUAACCACCGAACAUAACUGCUGUCACUUCCAACUCAGGAUCACUGAGUUCAAACAAUAUUUUUCUUUCAUUAAAACUCGUUGAAACUGUGCUUGCCGUUGUAACCGUGGCAAUGUACUUCUGUGACAUCACAGUAGUUUAGACAGUAGUCUCCUGUCCCUAGACAUGAAAAAUGAGGAACUGGCACCAGAUUCACUGAACAUUUCAGAAAUAGUUCAAUAUAUAAACACAAUGGAUGUGUUUCAGGGUGGAGUUUUCCAAUAGUGCUGUGCUAUAAUAUGUCUGUCUGUGUGUGUGUGUGUGUGUGUGUGUGUUCGGGAUGCUUCUCAACCAUUUAUUAACAAUGCUGUUGGAUGCUUCUGGUACGUUUGAGGUUUAUAAGAGCUGAGAUUUGAAGCUUUAGCGCCUCCUACAGGAAGCAGUGAGUAAAGUUAGAUUUAAAAAAAUGUUUUAAGCCUACAGGCUGAUUUUCUGAGAAAUUGAGCAUGCUUUCACAAAGCCUUCACAGGAUUUGUGUGUGCGUGUGUUUGUAUUAUAACAAUAUAACAAAUUGCAAUUUUGAUCCUAAUAUGAUGUGUGAAUGCACUUUUAUAAGAGUAAUACUCAUUAUUGUGUAGAAUUAUUAUUAGAAAUGAUACACACCAUGGCGAAGGCUGUUUCUCUCUCUCUCUCCUUUUCCCCUGUUGUUAUUUUGUUAAACCGUGUCACGAACUACAGCUCUUCACUGUUUUCCUUAAUGUGCCGUGUGUAGAAAGCGAUGUGAAUGUGUGGACGUGUGACUUCAGUUCUACUUAAACCUUAUUUAAAAAAUUUAAUAUUAAAGUGUGUGUAUAUAAUAUAGGAAAAAAUGUCUCGUAAUCUUAUUGAGCUUGGAUUUUUAUGUAAUAAAUGUUUGUUUUUAGUCUUG
Clarias gariepinus (North African catfish) is the source of this 4396-nucleotide messenger RNA. RefSeq names its product proline rich Gla (G-carboxyglutamic acid) 1 (gene prrg1). The transcript is spliced from 4 exons. The record is from RefSeq and is a predicted model, not a curated record. Gene Ontology annotation, cellular component: extracellular region. The coding region runs from base 267 to 869 and encodes 200 amino acids. Gene Ontology annotation, molecular function: calcium ion binding. Lineage: Eukaryota; Metazoa; Chordata; Actinopteri; Siluriformes; Clariidae.